UUAAUUUGUGUGGAAAAUCGAGGAUUUAUUUCCUUCAUUCUUAUUGGUCCAAUUUUUGGUUAGUGUAUUUUUUUUUUUUUUUUUUUUAACACCUUUUGGUUAGUGUAUGUGUAUCUAAUAAAAAAGAAGAGAGGAAGAUUGAAUAAUUUUGUUUUUAUUAAAAAAAUGCGGAUAUUAUUUCAAAAAUGAUGCGGGAAAAUGGUAGUGGCAAAACUGUAAUAUUAAGAGAGUUUCGAGGGUGUUUCGUCGUGGUGGGCAAAACUGAGCGCACAGAUACUCUUCCCGCCCACUAUAAGACCUUCCUUCUUCAUUCUUCCUACUUCCUCUUCCUUCGUCCUUGUUCCGAUCAUUCUCUCUUCAACUGCCAUUUCUCUAUCUCUCUCUCUCUCUCUGAAUCCCUGAGAAAAAUGUGUUCGCCGACAAGAAAAAAGCAGAGAACCAUGAGUUCAACAGCGGAGUUGGAAGCUGACUAUGAUUCUUAUCUUAAGAAACAUCCCUUGAAGCAAAGCAUUGGUUUUUCUGGACAAAACAACACUCCUCGUAAUAGUGUUGAUGUGGAUGCUGUCUGUGCUCCUUAUCUUGAGAAAAAUCCAUUGAAUCAAAGCAUUGUUGGUUCUGGACAAAACAACACUCCUCGUAAUAGUGUUGAUGUGUUUCGAGGAAAUCAUCAAACCUCUGUACGUCUCCGAGAGAGGAGCAGGACCAGGACCCUUAGUAUUGAAGAUGACAUCCGAAAGGCUCUGUUCGAGAGAUAUCCAGGGAUCGGCAGAAGAUUUUCUCAGGGAAACCAAUCAGAAAACGAGAUCUGGUUAUCUCCCGUGGUGAAAAUAAUUGAAACUCUCAUCAGCCCAGCCACGAUUGAAAACAUCAGUUUUGCUCACUCGAUGAUUGAACACAUUCAGUCUUCCUUUCCCGGUCUCAAUUUGGGCUGGCUGUUAAAAGCCGUUGUUGACAUCAUGCAAUCAAAGAAGGACUUGUCUGAUCUUACAGAACAAUGGGAGAGAGUGAUGGAGCAGUCGAAGAAUCUGCAGAAGGAAGCUGAAGAGAUCAGAGAAAAGAUGGAGAGGAAGAAAUCUUAUCGUCUCACCAUUUCACGUAUCCUUGGGUGAGAUUGAUCUUGAAGAAAGAGAGUUAGAGAAGAAAAAGAAGAAGGAUGAUUUGAAAUUUGUUUUCCCUAUUGGUAGCUCUAUCUGACAUUGCUUCUCAUUUAGUUUUCCACUCUCUCAAUUGAUUACACUAAGAUUGUUUGUUUGUAACACUGUAGAAUGAUGAGUAUAAAGAAAGUCUGAAUCGUCAAAUAUUAUAAUACAUACUGUUGAGUGUUGACUUUGUCUUCAUCUUCUAUGAUCUGAUUUGUUUAAGACUCUGCACUACUGUUGUUGUUCACCAACCUUCUCUAGAAUUGUCUUCAUUAGACAAACCAUCUUCUUCCAUACAUGGAUUUCAUAGAUCACCUCAACACUUUCUCUUUGCUAAUAAACCAUUGGCACAAGUCCAACCGACCAGAGAAUCCACUCUUCUUGUUUUUGCCAAUUUAGUCCUUCACCAAAUCUCAAGCCAUACGCCACAAAUAUGUGACACAAACUCAAAAUGAUCAGUAAUAUUGGUUUGCUUGAGAGUUAAUCUUCACAACCUGUCAAAGAAGCAGAUUUAUAACUUGAAAUCUUCUCCAUAAGCCCACAUGCAGUUCCUUCUCAGUAAACCAACAUUGGAUUCUUGGCCUCAAAGUCAAGACAGAUCUUUUCCUUAAAUUUGGUUUGCUUCGAUAAAUGGUGGAUUUAUAUUGAAUGAAGGAGUCAAGAUUGUUGCAGAUAAUAAUGUUCUUGAAGCAAUUGGCAAAGUCUGAUGUAUCCGAGGAGGAGGCAAACCAACCUCUGAAAAGAUUCAGCUGAGAGGAAGAAAGUAAGAGUGGUUCUAGAUGUUGGUUGGGGUGUGGCUA
Messenger RNA from Arabidopsis lyrata subsp. lyrata, 1939 nucleotides. RefSeq lists its product as uncharacterized. Bases 186 to 1109 code for a protein of 307 amino acids. NCBI's taxonomy places the organism in Eukaryota, Viridiplantae, Streptophyta, Magnoliopsida, Brassicales, Brassicaceae. The record is from RefSeq and is a predicted model, not a curated record. The transcript is spliced from 4 exons.